Messenger RNA from Aspergillus uvarum CBS 121591, 2340 nucleotides. RefSeq names its product transcription factor TFIIIC subunit TFC6. Gene Ontology annotation, molecular function: protein binding. NCBI's taxonomy places the organism in Eukaryota, Fungi, Ascomycota, Eurotiomycetes, Eurotiales, Aspergillaceae. Bases 1 to 2340 code for a protein of 779 amino acids. Gene Ontology annotation, cellular component: transcription factor TFIIIC complex. The transcript has 2 exons. Gene Ontology annotation, biological process: transcription by RNA polymerase III. The record is from RefSeq and is a predicted model, not a curated record.
AUGACCCGUGCGCGCCGGUCCAAUCGCACCUCCGGUGUCAGAACUAAAUAUAUAGAGGACCCAUUCGUGGCCGCCGGCGUUAGCGACGACGACGACAACGACAACGACCGGGAAGAGGACCAACAUGAUCAUGACGAUGACGACGCCUCGGUAGCAGCGGCAUCGCAGAAGCAGAGGAGCAAGAACAAGAACAAGGGCAAAGCAAAAGGUACACGCGCGUUCGCGGCCGUGAACGAUAAAUCCUCCGAUGAGGACUUUGAGAUGCCGGAUGCCGGGACCUUUGAGGACAAUGACGACGACGACGACGACGACGACGAGUUUCAGGAUGAAGAAGAGGCGGAGGACGCGGUCGAGGAGGACGAGGAGGAUGGCAGCGAAGCUGGAGGAGGUGUUGGUGCUGCAAGGAAUACUGGUACUCCUUUUCGGCGGAAGCCACGCAAAGUCGGUGGUGGUGGUGCCGGGUUCGCUACUCCUGCUGCCGCCGCAAACUCCAGAACACCGAAGCGACGGCAUCCGGAUGGCAGUCUGCUGCUGACUGGCGAUGCGACGCAUUCGCGCGGCUCGUUUAACCCCCUUGAACAUGUGGGCAAGGCGGUCCAUCUGCGGGUCAUGUUCGGGACGGACAACCGCGAUCUGUUGGCGAUGAUCUACGCGCGCGAGCGGUGGGGUGGCGGGGUGGAUUCGACGUUUCCGACGCGCGAGGCGCUGGAGAGGGCGCUGGAGGGCGCCGACUACGGGUAUGGGUUGACGUUUGGGGUCGAGCCCGAGGACCUCAGGUUGGAGAGCGUCCGCGGCUGGGACUGGUACUAUCGCGACGGGGUCCGCGAGCGGUUCCGGCAGCGGCAGCGCCUGGCCAAGAUCGGGGAGGCGGCCGCGCGCCGGAAGUAUCUGGCUCGGUCGCGCGGGGAUCAUACCGUUCUCCUCGGGCCGGUGGAUGAUCAGAAGGAGUUCACGCUGGGCCAGCAUGCGGUGCUCGAUUUUGGCGAGGCGUGGGCCAGUAAAGCCAAGGCUGGGUCCGGUCGGAACAAGGUCCGCGAGGGAUGGCUUCUGAACUUCGGGAGCAAAGUGCAAUGUCUGGCCUGGGCGCCGAAUCAGUCGGGGCGGACGCAGUAUCUGGCCGUCGUGGCCCCGAUUCUGCCGGACCAGAAGGCCAAGGUUCCCGAUCCGCUGAAGGAUCAGGCCGCCCCGGCGUUCAGACCCUCGGCGCCCUAUCCCUGCGCUCUGCAGAUCUGGGCGUUCAAGGCGCAAGAAUCAGAGACGCUGGCGCGGAAGAUCGAUCUAGGCUUCCGGCCACAUUUGCGCUUGGCCCUGUGUACGGAUUGGGGCGAUUUGCGGCGCUUGGCCUGGUGUCCUAUGCCGCGCAGUCCUCGAGGCGAAGACGGCGAGGACGAGCGCGAGAGCCUGGGGCUUCUGGCGGGCAUCUGGACCGAUGGUUAUGUGCGGGUCAUCGACGUGAAAGUCGGCCGGGAUACCAAGAAAGCUGAAUUCUACCAGGUACAGUCCACGAUCUUCGAGGCGAAGCCGCCAUCGACUGUAUGUACAUGUGUGACAUGGCUCUCGCCAAGCGAUAUCGCCGUCGGCUGUGCCAACGGCUAUGUCGCGAUCUGGAGUAUCGCGCCGUCUCUGAACUCGUCAUCGAGUCCCGCCCCUUACUUUUACCAAGCACUCCACUCCACCUGGGUCCUCAACAUCUCAUCAGCCUACCCGACGUAUCCCCAUCUGAUAGCCACCACGUCCAUGGACGGCGACACCAGGCUUACGUCGGUCGUCGACCCGCCCAAGGACCAGGUGUAUACGAAUCGUAUGCGGGUGGGCUCGACGCAUCUCUCGUACUGCCCGCCGCUGCAGUCGUUCCUCUCCAGCGACGAGAACGAUUUCGCCCGUCUUCUCGCCGUGCGGCGGUUCUACACCUCGACCGCAGUCGCCCGGCUGCCAAGCCCCAUCUCGGCGCUGGCGCCGUGCAGCUACUGGCAUCCCAGCGUACUGUUUGGCUGCGUGGGCGGCACGGUGCAAGCCACCAACCCGCUUCGGCGGGUGCUGCAUUCCAAGGAGAAACAAUGGCAACAGAACUGGUUCCAGCAUGAAUGGGUGCGUGGCCCGCACGACACUGGCACGGGAGUCAGUCGCUUCUACGACGGAUACCGCGCCGAGAGUGUCAGCCUGCUGCGCAACCUGAUCGGGGAUCGCAAGCUGGUCAACGGGAUGGCGAUGAUCACGAUCUACGAGGAGGAAACGCAUGUUACCGCGCUUUCGUGGAACCCCAACCAAGCGUGUGCCGGAUGGGCCGCCGCGGGCUUGGGAUGUGGCUUGGUCCGCGUCGAGGACCUAAUUCUGUCUUGA